Messenger RNA from Durusdinium trenchii, 978 nucleotides. NCBI's taxonomy places the organism in Eukaryota, Dinophyceae, Suessiales, Symbiodiniaceae. The record is from the annotation of a GenBank genome assembly.
AUGCUGCUGGUGUCCAUUGCCUUGAGCUUGGUGGCCAAUUGGGUGGCCUCUGAGAACAUCACCGGCCUCACUGGAGAGGUGGCAUGCGGCCAUGCCUUUCCUGCGAUCCUCCUCGAUCCUUUGGGCGCUUCUGUUUGCUUGAUGGUCUUAGGGAUCUUGUUGAGUCCUUUCGUGGGCACAUUUGAGACGAUGUCUGAUGUGAUGAUCCAUCGCUUCGGACCUGUUGUGGGCGGCCUGGCUUCAGCUUUAUCGCUGACUGGCUCCAUGCUGUGGGCAGGAGCCCAGUACAAAGCAAUUCUGAGCCUCGCUGCCAGUCUCAACCUCUUUCCGAGUGAAUUUCUGGAAGCCUCAGUUGCACUUGGGCUUUUGCUUUGGUUUGUGGCUGGUGGACUCAUGGCGGACAUUUGGCUGGACGCGCUGUCCAUGUUGAUCGUAGCUCCCACGAUGAUCCUGUUGGCAUACGUGGCCGUGAAUGAAACUCCACAUGCUGCUUGGGAAGCCGAACAGGUCCACGUCUGGUCUGUUGCGCCAUCACUGGCGGCCAACAAGUUUGCGGUGGGCCUUUUUGGGAAUCUCUUCACUGAAGAGCUCGCAGGUCGCAUACUUUCUGCUCGAUCUCCUGGACAGGCGAAGGUCGCUUGCAUCAUCGCAGCCUUGCUCUUUGGAAGCAUCGGCUUGUCACCUGCAGUGCUUGGGAUUUGGGCAAAGUCCAUGCUGAAGCACGCUGAGAUGGAUCUGUGUGAAUCACAAGAUGAGAUCAUCGGGAUGACAGUGAAGCAGUUGCUGCCUGGUCAAUUCCAUGGCCGAGAUCAUCUUUUGGUUGCAAUUCUGAUCUUGGAAUCCUUGAAUACUGUCGACACAAGCAUCCUCAUGUGUGCAAAGGUCAUGACGAAUCAAGCACAGCGAUUCCGCUUCACGCUGCAAAUUCCAGGGGCAGAUACUGCAUCGAUUGUACUGGCCCUUGGUUUCUUGGAUUGA